UCAGCUCGUUUUUGUGAGGGUGGAAAUCAUAAAUGUUUGCCACCCAAAGAAUGCUGUGCUCAAGGUUGUUGCUAUCUCUAUUCACCACCAAGUGCUCCACGAUCCGCUCAACCAACAGAUCACGUUUUGAAUCUUUUUUUCAUUAGUCAUUGGUAUUUUUGGCUUUUUCUGUUAGCAAUUCUGAUUUCCUUGCUUCUCUUUUGUUCAUUGUGGAAGAAGCGUCGAACAUUCUGCUCAGGUUGGAGCACAUCUUCAAGUCAUCGAACGACAUCGGAAGGUGAUUCAGCAGGCUCUUGUUACGCUCCUCCACAUUAUUCUCGAUGUACUUCAUUUUAUCAUGCACCUCCACCCUAUACAGAAGUUACAUCGAAGCCAGAACUUUAUCCAUUAGUCUUCACAUAUACAAGUGAUGCAUCAAAAAAUAGCAGUAACGGUGCCAAUUAUCUGAUGGUGCAAUAUUUUCGAAAUUAUAUUGUACGACCAAUUGGCUCGCUUUCAGCAGCAAGUACGGUUGAUUCAUUGAGUUCAAGUUUUAUUUGUACAGCAAAUGAAUCAAAUACGAUGAUACCGCCGCCGUAUUCAGAUGCAGCAAGUCCUGAUGCACUUUCAGUUUCACUUCAAAAUUACGCAAUUCCGCGAUCAUCAUCACAACAAGGCUACAUCAAUAACACGUCGAAUUUUCCUAAUAACGAUUCACAGUAUCGAGAUAAUAAUCGGCCAAUGUCAGUACCAAACACAAGUUUCAAUCAAAUAAGUAGUAAUCAUCAACUUCAUACGUAUGAAAGUGCGAAUGUUAUGAAUUUGAAUUCUCCACGUGAGAGAGAAUCUUGUGUUUUAAUUCGACACAAUGAACUUGCUUCAACACUUUCGAAUUCAACAGUGACAACGACUCACACAAGUUCAUCACGAAGUAAGAAUCAAAAUGCUAUAUCGGAUGAUGAUGAUGACGACGAUGACUUUUAUCAAGCGAGUUCUGGUUUCAAUUUAUCACAAGGAAAUUUCAAUACUGGUAUGAAUUUCAACAGUAGCGUUGUUGGUGGUCAAACUCAAACUUUACUAUCAAAUAAUGCAAUUUCAUUGUCAGCUGCUAUGAUGGAUAAAAUUUCAUAUAGUCGUAAAACAAAUGACAACACUAAAUUAAAUAUGAUUCAGAAACAAUUGGAAAAAUGUUGUGAAAUGAUACAACAACAGCAACAACAGAUUGCACAAACAAGGUCGCACUUUAAUGUCACUUCAAGUUUCGAUAAUGAUUCACCAUUGAGUGGAGAAGCAUCUAAGAAGAUUUGUGAAAUGCCAACAUUGGAAGGAUAUAACAACUCAAAUACUGGAUCAACUGUUUCAAGUUUAGCGAAUUUCAAUAGUCUUGGAUCACCCCCACAAGCAACAAGUCCGACACAAGAAGUUAAAGAAUUACUUGAACAAAUCAAUCAACUGAAAGACGCAAAAUUUUCUGAUGAAAAUUUAAAUAAUGGACAAGCUUGUGAAUAUGAUAACUUAGCACAAGAUACAGCUUCAUACCAACCUGUUAUAAAAAGACCAACGUCAUUUAAUAGCAAAAGAAAAUUCUUUAAUAUGAAGAAUCGAUCGGUUUACAUGCCAAUGACGAGUAGUUUUGUAGCACCAAAUAUUGUAAGCCCACGUUCUGUAGGUAAUUUCAUGAUGAAAGCUGGUAUGAUAAAAGGUAGGAAUGGCUGGGUAUCGAGAUCAGCACCAACCACACCAGCAACAUUUUUGCCUGCCACUUUCACGACUGAUAAAAGUCCACUUUUAUCAGAACAAGAUGAAGAUGCGAAUCCCGAAUCGAAUCCU
Clunio marinus is the source of this 1809-nucleotide messenger RNA. The record is from the annotation of a GenBank genome assembly. NCBI's taxonomy places the organism in Eukaryota, Metazoa, Arthropoda, Insecta, Diptera, Chironomidae.